AACUGCUGCGUUUAUGCAGCCAUGCGUCAAAUUCGCGUAUCGGCCAAAGUUUUUGUGUAGAGACCCUGUUGUACACCUGUUAGCCAAUGGGUCACUUAUUAUCGUCUCAGUGCGCCCUACGCGGCGGUACAGCCGAUUAAACCCUACAUGACCUCUGAGGGCAGACCAAGGGUGAACAACACAAAAGGUGCCGCGGAUGACAACACAUGUACAGUCGGUAACAAUAAAUCUUUCCUGGCAACUUUUGAAACCCUGCAGAUUUUUCUUAAAGAAGCACAACCCAUCUAAGAGACAUGGGGAAGAAGAGGAAACAAGAUCUUGAAGGUGUCUGCAAUGGCGCUUCGGAUUUUUCUGAUCUGACAAUGACAAGAAAAGCAUCUUUCACCAGUGAUUCUUCUACAAAAAUCACUACGACGCUUUCCACCAAUCACCUGGUCACCAACACGUGUAACGCCCUCUCGCCGACAGAUCAAGAACUGCAAGCCGUACCACUGGAUGGAAACACUCACGCUGAUAGCCAUGGCGUCAAAACCUCGUCACCAUCUCCGGACGAAGUGUCCUCCAUCAAAAGGCACAUCAUCAUCAACCUCCUCAUCCAAUCCUUCGGCUUCCUCCUCCUCUUCACCGCGUACCAGUCACUACAGAACCUGCAGAGCAGCAUCAACAGAGCCCGCGGUCUCGGGCUGACUUCUCUCGCCGUCCUGUACGGGACCCUGAUCCCGGCCGGCCCGUUCCUCGCGCCCGUGGCCAUGCGGUACUUCGGGCUGAAGUGGACCAUCACGGGCUCCAUGGUCACCUACGUCAUCUUCAGCCUCGCGAACUACUGGGCGGAGUUUUACACCAUCAUCCCCGCGUCUGUUCUCAUCGGGGUGGGGGCGGCGUGUCUGUGGGCGGCCAACGGCGCGUACCUGACCCGCCUGGCCACCAGGUAUGCUUCAGUGACCGGUCAGGACAAGGCGGCAACCAUCUCCAUGUUCUUCGGCAUCUUCUUCGGCAUCUUCCAGACGUCUCAGAUCUGGGGAAACCUGAUCUCCUCCCUGGUGCUGCAGCAGGGCGCGGAGGAGCAGGGUGCUCCAUCGACGGCGAACAUCUCAUCCUGCGGCGCCGCCAACUGUCCAGGUGGUAGCGCCGGCAACCUGGUGAUCCCGCCCUACAACCUGCGUGUGACCCUCAUCAGCAUCUACCUGGCGUGCGGCGUGCUGGCCGUGAUCAUCAUGGCUCUGUUCGCCGACAGGGAGGCAGGGAAGGGAGUCUUCUCCUGUGGGAAGACAUCCAAGCCACGCGGAGGAAAAGGAGAUGAUGGACAAGCUCAUGGCGAUGAGGAAGAUGAAGAAGAGACACCAGCUGACUGCCAGCAUCUCUGUGAGAGGUUCCUGUCAGCCUGGAGGUUCAUGUUCCGGGAGAAGAGGAUGAUGCUGCUCAUCCCCCUCAUCAUGUACGGGACCAUGGAGCAGGCCCUCAACGUCGCCAUUUUCACACAGGCGUUUGUGAGCUGUACCCUGGGGAUCCACUGGAUCGGCUGGGUGAUGAUCUGUUUCGGCGUGUGUGACGCCAUCAGCGCGCUUCUGGUGGGCAGGCUCAGGAAAUGGGUACCAAGACAGGUGCUGUUCGGGACAGCUGCGGUGCUGAACCUGGCCCUGAUGAUUGAGAUGCUGACCGUGAAGCCGCACCCUGACCUCACCGCGCUGUUCUUCGUGCAUGCCGGGCUGUGGGGCGUGGCGGACGGCAUCUGGCAGACACAGAUCAACUCGCUGUACGGCGUGCUGUUUCCGGGGCAACAAGAGGUGGCCUUCCCCAUGGACGGGUUCUGGGGCGCCGUGGGGUACACCAUCUCAUUUGCAUAUGGCGGGUACCUCUGCGCUGACGUCAAGAUCGUCAUCCUAUUGGUCCUGCUCGUCGUUUCUAUGGCAACUUACGGCGCAGUGGAGGUGAUGGAGAAGAAAAGGUCGAAGGAGGAUGGAGAGACCGCAGAAGAAAAAACGGAGUGACGAAAAUGCGGCUGAAAAGGAUUCACAACUUCAAUCAUUCGUAUGAAGCUAUACAUUGCUGAACGAAGACUUGUUGGUAAGCGCUUUAGUUCGUGUAAGGAAAUUUCGCGUAAAGUUUUUAUCUUUUACUACGUCGAUUUUCGUCACAAAUUCUCUCUAGAAUACACUCUAGCAGUGCGACAAGGUUCAUCACUGAUGAUGUGUCCUGGCAUUGUCGGACAGUUUUCUAGAGAGAAUUUGAGAUGAAAGUCGACGUAGUAAAAAAAUUAAACUUAAACACAAAUUUGCUUACAAACAAGCCUUCGGUCAUUCAUGAGACCCUUCUCAAGUUCAACUGACCAAAGGCCUGUGUCACGUGAGCAUAACGGAAGUGUGAACAGCAAAUUAAAAUGUUGUCUCCUAUGUAAAUAGACCAACAAAUUGACCUCCGGAUCAUAAAUGAACUGUAACAGGACCUUCGAAUUCAAAGGAGGUUGUUUACAUGUCCUUGAUAUCCUCCCUGUAUCUGGUAUAUUAGUAUAUUAUGAAGUACAAAACCAAGCCUCACACCGAGAGAUGAGUAGUAAACAAAUAAACACAUAAACAAAAGAGAUUGAACACAAACGUUGUCCGAAAAUUAGCUGCUUCUUAGCGGUAUUGUGUAAAGUCAAGUCAAGUACCAUCGUUUUGAUGUGUUGUAUAUUGAUGUUCUUAUACAUAUUGUGUACGUAUACAUAUUGUGUACGUAUACAUGUUGUGUACGUAUACAUGUUGUGUUUGGUACAUAAAAGCUCGUAUACAUACUGUGUAAGUUCAUUUGAUAUAUAUGGAUGUUUAAUUGUAGCUAUAUAGAUCAAAUCACAUGUACGUGUUUGUAAAUGUAUGAUAGAUCAUGAUAGAAUUAGGUUUUUGUAACACUUAACGUUAAG
This is a messenger RNA of Branchiostoma floridae (Florida lancelet), 2896 nucleotides long. Its product is annotated as protein unc-93 homolog A-like. Lineage: Eukaryota; Metazoa; Chordata; Leptocardii; Amphioxiformes; Branchiostomatidae. Bases 294 to 1988 code for a protein of 564 amino acids. The transcript is spliced from 9 exons. The record is from RefSeq and is a predicted model, not a curated record.